This is a messenger RNA of Cordyceps fumosorosea ARSEF 2679, 261 nucleotides long. RefSeq lists its product as hypothetical. The coding region runs from base 1 to 261 and encodes 86 amino acids. The record is from RefSeq and is a predicted model, not a curated record. Lineage: Eukaryota; Fungi; Ascomycota; Sordariomycetes; Hypocreales; Cordycipitaceae. The transcript has a single exon.
AUGGCAUGGGAAUUGGGCGUUGAGAAGUUGCUUGGCCUUCUCGAAAAGGUCACCCCUGCUAUUGCCCUAAGCAAAGCCGACGAUGACGAGGUCAGCCCAAGUGGCAUCGAUGAGCUCUUGGACGACGACGAGGAGAUUUGGGAGGAUUUCUCAGUCGAUGAACCUCUGGAGGACAUCCUAGACGAUAAAUCUGCGGGGGAUCUCUUAAUGAGAUUUGAGGAGAAGCAUACAUUGGAUGAUUCCGUGGACGAUUCGAUUUAA